UGUUCCUUCCCCUCCCUGGGGCUCAGUUUCUUCAUCAGUAAAAUGGGGAGCUCUAGUGUCUUGCUUCUGAGAGGUGGCGGAGCUUGUGGGUGUAAAGCACUCAAGCCUGGGCCUGGGACACAGAAGGUGUUCGUUGAAUGGGGCUGUAUUAACCGCCCUCUUGGAGGCUGGAGAGAUUUGGAGCGAAAACAAUCAGAAAACACUGGCCAGAGGUAAGAUGGCCUUAACAGGUUGGGGUCUGGGAGGAUCCCGGCUCCCGGGGGAGGAGGAUGGUGACUCCUCCUGCAUCCCUGCCCUGGACCUCCCCCAACCCUGACCAGCGGUUCAACCUCAGCCCUGCAGGCUCCAGGUGGAACUUGGAACAGCACAGACAGGAGGGUGGGAGGGAAAAGCCCAUAAAUCAGCAGGCGGAGUCUGGCCUGGCUGGGAGGGGAGGGGGCUGUGGGGCCGGGGACGUCAGAUGCCAUCAGCUCCCAGGGGACCAUUAAAGUGGCCGGCUGAGCCGUGCUGCCCGGAGGGCCAGAGUGUCUGCAGAGGUCCCCGCCUCCUCUUGCCACCUGCCCUGCUGCCCAGGUCCCCUGCCUCUCUCUGUCAAUUUGCUCGCUCGCUCGCUCUGUCUCUCUCCACUUCUCUUGAUUCUCCUGUCUUUCCUCCUGUGUUCUGUCUGUCCACUCCCAUCUCUCUCUUUGUUUUGGAUGUGUUCCUUUUCUCUAUAUCUCUGAGGCUUUUUUCCUUUUCUCUUUUGAGCGCCUCUCUUUUUCUUUCUCUCAGCUGUCUGGGUCUUUCUGUGUCUCACUCCCAACCCCCAAGUUGCAGCAACUCGGGCAUCAGAGAGCCCCGCAGUGUGUCCUGGGGAAGGCCAGACCUGCCCUCUGAGGCCAUCGACCGAAUUCCCUGCAGCGGCACUGGCAGCCAGCUCUGACUGCACUGAGCGGAGUGUGACCCUCUAGCUAGCUAUGCCCCUGCUGCCCAGCACCGUGGGUCUGGCCGGCCUGCUCCUCCUCUGGGCAUGUCAAACAGUGGACGGCUUGAUGAUGCCCAAUGCCACUCUGGCUCUGGCCAGACCUGAGGACACAGCCAUGAGGCCCCCCAGUGGCCUGGGGGUGCCCCGGUACCGACGGAAGCGUCACAUCUCCGCCCGGGACAUGAAUGCCUUAUUGGAUUAUCACAACCACAUCCGGGCCAGCGUGCACCCGCCCGCUGCCAACAUGGAGUACAUGGUCUGGGAUGAGCGGCUGGCCAGAUCCGCGGAGGCCUGGGCCUCCCAGUGCAUCUGGGCCCACGGGCCCUCACAGCUGAUGAAGUACGUGGGCCAGAACCUCUCCAUCCAUUCCGGCCGGUUCCGCUCGGUGUUGGAUCUGGUAAAGGCGUGGUCGGAGGAGAAGCGGCAUUACUUGUUCCCCGCCCCGAGGGACUGCAACCCGCACUGCCCCUGGCGCUGCAGCGGCCCCGUGUGCUCCCACUACACCCAGAUGGUGUGGGCAUCUUCCAACCGCCUGGGCUGCGCCAUCCACACCUGCAGGAGCAUCAGCGUCUGGGGCAGCACCUGGCACAGGGCUGUGUACCUGGUCUGCAACUACGCCAUUAGGGGCAACUGGCUGGGCGAGGCACCGUACAAGAUGGGGAGGCCAUGUUCCGCCUGCCCCCCCAGUUACCAAGGCAGCUGCAGUAGCAACAUGUGCUUCUCCGGGCUCAAGUCCAACAGGCUCCAGUGGAUCUGAAGUCGCCCUGGGCCCCGGGGCACCUCCAGCUGGGCCCGACCCUGCAGGGGUCCCACCCACCUACCCAGGACAGAAGCUGGCCACAGGGCACUCACCGCCUCUUGCCUCCCAGGUUCUCUCCCGAACAUCCGGCUGGAUGAGAAGAGAAGCCCUUGCCUGCUUCCCUUCUUUCUCCCCUCCGGCCUCUGCAUCUUUCAUCAAGUCCUUCUCAGAGAGCGAGCCGGGGCUGCGGGGAGCGGGCCUGCACUCUUAGGCUUCAAACUCAACAGACUUUGCCCAUCCAAUAAA
Molecule: messenger RNA, 2009 nt
Organism: Oryctolagus cuniculus (rabbit)
Lineage: Eukaryota; Metazoa; Chordata; Mammalia; Lagomorpha; Leporidae
Source: RefSeq, a predicted model, not a curated record